Seminavis robusta is the source of this 926-nucleotide messenger RNA. NCBI's taxonomy places the organism in Eukaryota, Bacillariophyta, Bacillariophyceae, Naviculales, Naviculaceae. The record is from the annotation of a GenBank genome assembly.
AUGUCGGACAAUGAAUCUACUGGUGGUGGAAAGCGUGGAAGUGUCUAUGGGAAGAAGAAGACAUUCUCCAAAAAUACGGAAGCCUACAAGAUACUUCAGAAGAUGUUUGAAGAUGGUCUCAUCUCACCUACCGACAAACCCUCUGAUGUCCGGCUAUCGAAGACAGAAUUUCAGGAGUACUCCGUGACACAAUUUCGAUCUCAGUUCAACAAAAUGAAAACUCUUAUUGGUGUUACUACCAAGGAAGCCUACAAAAAGAUGAUGGAAAAGGAGAAGAAGCCUACUGUUGGUCCACCCAAUGACACUAUGCCGCCUUCUGACAAUGAAGAAGAGGAGGCCGUGGAAGAUUACUGUGCCGAUCAUUCACUCCUUUGGCAGCCGAAAAAGCUUGUGGCAUGCUGGCAAAACAGGCACGGUGUCAAGCAUGUGUCUAUGAUAUUUCAUCUCACUGGUGGAGCUGCCGACACGGAUACCAAUGCUGUGGAGUGCGGAGUUACUGAUAAUGGCAUGGAGUUCAUUAUCUCUGAGCUUUGGAGCGAGACUAUUGAGAAGAUUGAUGAGUUCUACCUUCUCUUUCCUCGCCAUCAAGAUGAGACAGAGGAUGAGUUCAAGCGCCGACAGUAUGCAAUGGAGGAUCUCAUCCGUCCUCAUUGUGCUAGUGGCAGGCGAAUGAGAUCUACAUUCAAGUUUACACUACCUAUCAAGGUUGAUCCCAAAUCAAUGCGUGUGAGGUAUGCUGGCACAAACGAUGGCACUAGGAUUUGCCAUGUGGAUUUAGCUGAACGUUUGAAGAAGGAAGUGCAACAGGUUGUCAUGUUGGAUCGGGGACGUGGGCGUGGUUUGAAGAGGCCUCAUCAAGGUGAUGACAAUGGCAAAUGGUCCGAACUGGCCAAAUAAGUUCUGCCGCUCCACUGCAGAAACUCAAC